Molecule: messenger RNA, 1400 nt
Organism: Oryzias latipes (Japanese medaka)
Lineage: Eukaryota; Metazoa; Chordata; Actinopteri; Beloniformes; Adrianichthyidae
Source: RefSeq, a predicted model, not a curated record
CAAGUCCCUCCUUGGCACCAAGCCUCUUAGGUUCAUCUAGUAAAUAAAGGCAGAUUUUAGACAUUUCUCUUCACUUUUCUGCUGACUUCCUCUCUGAAAGGCUGAACUGGAAGCAAUGGGGGAGCACAACAUCAGCCUUCUGGUUGCCAUUGUGCUGUCACUGAUCGUCUACAUCAUCACAAUGGUGUUUUCUGUUCUCGCUGGACCUGGGAUCUAUCCAUUCUUGUACAGCACCAGUAACGUGUCAAAUGAGUUUGUGACCCAGAUCACACCCUCCGGUUGGACCUUCAGCAUUUGGGGUGUCAUUUAUAUGUUUCUGGCAUUAGAUUUGCUGUACAUCCUCUCUGGUCUCUUCAGAAAGAACACCUAUGGUUACGUGUACUGCAGCCCCGCUGUGCUGCCGCAUGGAUUUUUCGGGGCUUGGUGCCUAAAUCUGGCGAUCAAUACGGGAUGGCUGUUUCUGUGGGAUAGACGGAUCAUGCCUGCUGCCCUGGCCUUCCUCAUCCUCAUUGCCCUCACAAAUUAUGCUGUUAUAUUCUUCUCCUGCUGGGGGCUUAGCAAGUAUGGAGCAUGGCUCAACAAAUACCACAAAGUGGACCUGUGGCUCCAUCGAUUGCUGAUUCAAAAUGGUGUCGCCAUAUACGCCACAUGGACAACCAUAGCUUCCUUAAUCAACCUAAAUAUUGUGUUAGCGUAUGACAGCGGUGUGUCCAGUUCCGACGCCUCCACUACUUCCCUUUCCAUUUUGACUGUGGUGUUGGUUGUAUGGUUCAUCCUGGAAAACUCUGUCCUCGACAAACACGUGAGGUUUAUUCUCUCCAUUUACCCUGUUGUGAUUUGGGCGCUGACAGGCGUGUACACAAAGACCUACAAUCCUGCUGCUCCCACUCGCAAUAACAUCUUUGUUGUUUCCUUGCUGGGAAUCUCCUGCCUUUUGUUUGCUGUACGUCUGCUGCUGGUCGCCUGGAGACAAGUCAAAAAGCCGCUGUACAGGGAUGUAGACCCAGACGUCAUGACUCCAAUGGAAAUAGCAGAAAAGCAGAAGACGUUUUUCAUUUGAGAUGUUUGGUAAAAAAAAAAAACAUAAAUUCAUUUAUUGUGUUUCUGAUAAUGUUUUUCACUUGUUUUGCUGCAGAAGUCAAAAGUUUCUAUUUAAUAUAUGUUUGUAAGUGUUGUGAUAAAUGGAGUUGUAAGCUAAGAUCUUGUCCAUAGAAAUACAGCUGUCAAAAAACAACAACAAUAUAUAAUAUUUUGAUUGUGACAUCCACUUCAAAACUCAGUUAAUUAUAAAACACAAUAGCAAAAUCCCAUUCUUCCUCUCAUAGAUACUUUUUGUUUUUGUCUGUCUGUUCAUAUUUCUGUAUUUGCUAUAUUUCUUUAAAUUAAAAUAUUUAGCUCAA